AACUCCCCCCCCUCCUCCCCCUUACCUGCCAACUUCCAAACCUCGUCCUUUAUCGGAAAGCCUGUCUGUCUGUCUGUCUGUCACUCCCUCCGCCCUCCUUGCCUUUGCUUCUACGACCACCGCGACUAUUACGACUACUACGAUUCGGCUCCUCUCGCCCUUCCUCCCCCAUCGUGUCCGUCUGACCGGCCAUCCCCCGCCAAACUCACCGCCACUCACUUUCGUUUUCCUUCUUGAUACCCUCGAGAUCCCGUCGCCACUCCGCCACGGCUAGACAAUACGGCUAGAGAGGUGCCAUUCAUCUAUUCUUAUUUGGCUACACCGGCGCGAACUCGCCAUCAGACACAAUGUGUGGGAUCUUCGGCUACAUCAACUACCUGGUCGAGAAGGAUCGGAAGUUCAUUCUCGACACGCUCGUGAACGGUCUCUCUCGUCUUGAGUACCGCGGGUAUGAUUCGGCUGGUCUGGCAGUUGAUGGCGACAAGAAAAACGAGGUUCUGGCCUUCAAGGAGGUCGGCAAGGUCGCCAAGCUCAAGCAGCUCAUCGAGGAGUCCAAACCAGACCUCACCAAGGUUUUCGAUUCACAUGCCGGUAUCGCACAUACUCGGUGGGCAACUCACGGCCCUCCCUCUCGGCUGAACUGCCAUCCCCACCGAUCCGACCCCACGUGGGAGUUCUCUGUCGUCCACAACGGCAUCAUCACUAAUUACAAGGAAUUGAAGACCCUCCUAUCUGCUAAGGGCUUCAAGUUCGAGACCGAGACCGAUACAGAGUGCAUCGCUAAGCUCGCAAAGUAUCUAUACGACCAACAUCCCCGCAUUGACUUUGUCGAUCUCGCGAAGGCCGUUAUCACCGAGCUCGAAGGCGCCUAUGGUUUGUUGAUCAAGUCCGUCCAUUACCCCCAUGAGGUUAUUGCUGCUCGCAAGGGCUCGCCCCUCGUCAUUGGCGUCAAGACGCAGAAGCGCAUGAAGGUCGACUUUGUCGAUGUCGAGUACUCCGAAGAGAACGGCGCCCUGCCGGCUGAGGCUGCCUCGCAAAACGUGGCCCUCAAGAAGCAGACGGGUAAGCUCCUGGCUCCGAACUCCUUGCUUGGCGCUCCCGACAAGUCUCUCCUCCACCGCUCGCAAUCUCGUGCGUUCAUGACCGACGAUGGCUUGCCCAUGCCUGCCGAGUUCUUCCUCUCCUCGGAUCCUUCUGCCAUCGUGGAGCAUACCAAGAAGGUUAUGUACCUUGAGGAUGACGACAUUGCCCACAUCCAUGAGGGCUCGCUGAACAUUCAUCGUCUCAAGAAGGCCGAUGGCAGCUCAAAUGUCCGUAACAUCCAAACCUUGGAGCUCGAACUUCAGGAGAUUAUGAAGGGAAAGUUCGACCACUUUAUGCAGAAGGAGAUUUUUGAGCAGCCCGAGUCCGUCGUGAACACGAUGAGAGGUCGUCUGGAUGUCGAGAACAAGAGCGUUACGCUCGGCGGGUUGAGGUCGUAUAUCGCCACCAUCCGUCGGUGCCGGCGCAUCAUCUUCAUCGCUUGCGGCACGAGCUACCACUCUUGUAUGGCUGUUCGAGGCAUUUUCGAGGAGCUUGCAGAGAUACCCAUCGCCGUCGAGCUAGCCUCCGACUUCCUGGACAGGGAGGCGCCCGUUUUCCGUGACGACACAUGUGUGUUCGUUUCGCAAUCCGGCGAGACGGCUGACUCGCUGAUGGCCCUUAAGUAUUGCCUCGAGCGUGGGGCUCUGACUGUGGGCAUUGUUAAUGUUGUCGGCUCGUCCAUCUCCCUCCUCACGCACUGCGGUGUCCACGUUAAUGCCGGCCCGGAAAUUGGUGUCGCCUCCACCAAGGCGUACACGUCGCAAUUUGUUGCUAUGGUUAUGUUUGCUCUAUCUCUUAGCGAGGAUCGGGCGUCCAAGCAAAAGAGGCGCGAGGAGAUCAUCGAGGGUCUCUCGAACAUCUCCGGCCAGAUCAAGGACAUAUUGACACAGGAUCAGUCUAUCAAAGAGCUUUGCGCGAAGACGUUCCAGAACCAGAAGUCUCUGUUACUACUAGGACGUGGCAGCCAAUACUCGACUGCUCUCGAGGGCGCUCUGAAGAUCAAGGAAAUUUCCUACCUUCACUGCGAAGCUGUCAUGUCCGGUGAACUGAAGCACGGCGUAUUGGCUCUGGUUGACGAGAACCUGCCCAUCAUCAUGAUCCUGACCCGCGACGACCUCUUCAAGAAGUCGCUCAACGCUUAUCAACAAGUUGCUGCCCGUGGCGGGAAGCCCAUCGUCAUCUGCAACCCUGGCGACGAGGAAUUCCAAGCUAGCCAGGCCCAGAAGAUCGAGGUGCCUAAGACCGUCGACUGCCUGCAAGGUAUUCUGAACGUCAUUCCUCUACAGCUCAUCGCCUACUGGCUGGCCGUUAUGGAGGGGCUGAACGUCGACUUCCCGCGUAACCUGGCCAAGUCGGUCACUGUCGAAUAAGCUUGCACGUUUGUACGAUUACACUUAUACCUGACGGGUUUGCGACGUGACGACGGAGUUGGCUACGAAAUGAUAUCACCGGUGGAUGG
Messenger RNA from Durotheca rogersii, 2542 nucleotides. RefSeq lists its product as uncharacterized. Bases 348 to 2453 code for a protein of 701 amino acids. The record is from RefSeq and is a predicted model, not a curated record. The transcript has 5 exons. Gene Ontology annotation, molecular function: carbohydrate derivative binding; L-glutamine:D-fructose-6-phosphate transaminase (isomerizing) activity. Lineage: Eukaryota; Fungi; Ascomycota; Sordariomycetes; Xylariales; Xylariaceae. Gene Ontology annotation, biological process: UDP-N-acetylglucosamine metabolic process; protein N-linked glycosylation; fructose 6-phosphate metabolic process.